GGAACUGUACUUGGAUCCCUCUGUCGUAAUCUACACUAACGUUGGCACAUAAUCAUGACCCGAGAAACCCCACGUCUCAAGCGGGAUAGAUCCCUGUGGUAUGAAGAUGGGAACAUGGUCAUAGCAGCUGCCCCUUCGGACACCAAGAAAGGCCUCCUGUUCCGCGUGCACAAGUUCAUCCUCGCCAUGCACUCCCCCGUCUUCGCCGACAUGUUCACGUUGCCCGACAUUCCGGCCGAAACGGCAGAUCCUGAGGACUUUUACGAUGGUGUCCCACUUGUGCGGAUGUAUGAUAAGGCGCAGGACGUGAAAGAUCUGUUGAAGUAUUACUAUGAGCCUUCUUCGUUUGUCGUCAAGCGCUACGAUCCCCAGAACCCUAACAAGAUACGAGGUCUCAUGCAUCUUGCGAGGAAGUACCAGAUCACACCCCUGUUGGAUCGACUAAUCAAGCAUCUGAAGGAGGACUGGCCUCAAACACUCACGGAGUGGGAUGUAAUCGAGGGCGAAGUUAAAGCUCGUCUCGAAUCCCAGGUGGACUACGGCUACGAUGACCAUGUCUACGUCGACGAAGUCUUCCCUGAACCAGGAACUACCAUUCGUCUCGCGCGCGAAAUGGAUAUUCCGGUAGUUUUGCCCGCUGUGUUCUACCACCUUUCGCGACUCAAAAUAACCAGAGAACGGACCUCCGAGAUAACAGAUUUUAAGAUUAUUGGUGGCCGCACAGCUGACUGGUCAGCUCUUUCCGAGGAGGAUCUUAGAUGCUUGCUCUACGGCCGGGAGAACCUCCAGGAAUACAAAUCCAUUGCGUGCCGGCCACUCAUUUUUAGCUGUUCCCACAAGGAAUGUGACGCUCUCAAAACCCUCUGCAGCGCAAUUCAAGUACUGUACGACUCAAAGGACAUAUUAACUGGCUUGAAGGACUUUGUUCCGAAAGACCAGUACACGCAAAAGGAAUUGUGCGUGUCAUGUUGGUUGAAGGUGAACAACCUCGCACAGAAUGCGCGUAUGGAUAUAUGGAAGAAGCUUCCGAAGUUCUUCAGACUUCCUCGUCCUUCAGACGACUGGGAUUCUGAUAGUGAUAUGAGCGCGUAGCUUACUUAUGCCCAUGUAAGCUUAUCUCACGUCAUUCUGCUUACUACGUACAGUAUCGAUUGCACCUAGUCUACUAUAUCUACCCGAUAUUUGAGACGGAAAUGCAGGCAAC
Molecule: messenger RNA, 1204 nt
Organism: Coniophora puteana RWD-64-598 SS2
Lineage: Eukaryota; Fungi; Basidiomycota; Agaricomycetes; Boletales; Coniophoraceae
Exons: 3
Coding region: 55-1092 (345 amino acids)
Molecular function (GO): protein binding
Source: RefSeq, a predicted model, not a curated record